Messenger RNA from Colletotrichum navitas, 870 nucleotides. RefSeq lists its product as uncharacterized. NCBI's taxonomy places the organism in Eukaryota, Fungi, Ascomycota, Sordariomycetes, Glomerellales, Glomerellaceae. Bases 151 to 654 code for a protein of 167 amino acids. The record is from RefSeq and is a predicted model, not a curated record. The transcript has a single exon.
CUUACCUUUGUCUCUCGUGUCCUGGAGGACGGGCUGUUUCGACGGCCAAUCAUGGGAUCGGUCCUUCGCUGGUGCCUGCCGGCGGCGCCACGCAGCGGAAUCGAAAAGGCAGGACGUUAGGAGUGGAAUGAUGCCGUUCUUCUGCGACGGAUGAGCGGUGCAGACGCCGUCGCGGAACAUGUCGUUUCAGUUCUCGAAACUAGACCUUCUACAGGCCCAACACGUGUAUAUGGAGAGGGCGCCAACGCCAACGCCACCGCCACCGCCGCCGCCGCCGCCGCCACAGGUGCGGCCGGCCGGUCAAGGGGGGGAAGUGGUGCGUUGGAUAAGGGGGCUGAUGUACCUCACGACUUUCUCGGCUCGUCGGCAUCGCCGGGAUCGACCUGCGCGAGCGCGAGGCUGAGAAGGAGGGUGUUAAUCAUUGUGGAGAGGAGGUCACUGAAUGAAGCCUCGAAGUCGCUGGGUCGGCAGCGUGUAGUGACGAAGCAGGUGCUGCUGCAUUCCCGUAGCCCUCCCCCGGAGCGCACGAUCAGCAGUGAUUGCUUGGCGCAUUUGGCCGUUGUCUCGUACGGAGCGCCGGGUCGUUUUCGGGAACCGGAGCAGUGGAGACUGACUACACUGCUCCGCAUUGGGUCGAGCAACGCAACCAGGUGACAAGCGCAGGCGGGCCAGGGAUUACAACGUAGCAACGCUAGUCGGGGCCCUUACAGGUGACCUGUCACAGAAAGUGGACGACGCAAGAGUCCACUCGAGGUCAGUCGCGACCAAUUUGGCAUUCCUCCGAGCACGAUAGGUAGGGUAUAUUGCUCAAACCAGACAGAGGGCCGUCGAUAGGAACGGGGCUUGUAGCACCGGAGCCGGAGGGCGGUA